UAGAACAUAGAUAGAUCUGAUACAUAAAUGUCAGGACUUUGGGAGAACGCAUAAGUAAGCAAACAAACAAUCAACCAACCUCCCCAACCCCGAUAUCAUUCUCAUUCUCAUUCAUUAUGAUUAUGUCGAGCUCCGACGAAAACCGUCUGCCAUGGGUGACCCGUAUGAGUGUCUCAUUCCUCUCAUUCCUCACUGACACGGCUCGGCACUCUAAUGGCACCGUCAAUAGGCACUUUCUCCGUCUCUUCGACUUGCGAUCUCCUCCCAUCCCCAAUCCAAACUCUAGCAGUGGCUCCCAAUCCGUGUCCACAUCUGACGUCACCAUCGACCCUUUCCGCAACCUCUGGUUCCGCCUCUUCGUCCCGGCCUGCGCCUCCUCAACCGCUACCAAUUCCCUUCCAGUGCUUCUCUUCUUCCACGGCGGCGGCUUUUCCUUCCUCAGCCCCGACUCUAUUGUCUACGACUCCUUUUGUCGGAGGAUGGCUCACAAACUUCCUGCUGUAGUCGUUUCCGUCAACUAUCGAUUGUCGCCGGAACACCACUACCCUUGUCAAUACGAUGAUGGGUUUGACGUUCUAAACUUCCUCGAUGGAGAUCACAAGGGCGUCCUGCCAGAGGCGGCGGACGUGUCGAGGUGCUUCCUAGUGGGAGAUAGCGCUGGCGCCAACUUGGCCCACCACGUGGCGGUGCGGGUGGCAAGAAGAUCAAAUUCAUCAUCGAAUUCGGCGUGGAAGGCAGUGAGGGUGGAGGGGCUUAUGUCGAUACAACCGUUCUUUGGGGGAGAGGAGAGGACGGAGGCGGAGAUGAGAUUCCCGGAGGGCCCAGUGGUGACGGUGGAGAGGACGGAUUGGAUGUGGAAGGCAUUCUUACCGGAGGGAGCGAGUAGGGACCACCCGGCUGCCAAUGUGAGUGGGCCGCAAGCGGAGGACAUCUCAGGAUUGAAGCAUUUUCCUCGGACGGUGGUGAUAGUUGGGGGAAUGGACCCUCUUCAGGACUAUCAAAAGAGGUACUUCCACUGGUUGAGGAGCUCCUUCAAGGAUGCUCGGUUGUUGGAGUAUCCUAAGAUGAUUCACGCUUUUUACGUCUUUCCUGAGUUGCCCGAAUCAACUCACCUCCUCACUCAACUCAAGGACUUCAUCUAUCCUAUCUACAAUUGCACCUCCUCACCAACUCACUAACCCUCUUUUCUUUAUUUCUUUUUCCUUUUUUGUCCCCAUUUUUUGAGGAGUAAA
Molecule: messenger RNA, 1232 nt
Organism: Morus notabilis
Lineage: Eukaryota; Viridiplantae; Streptophyta; Magnoliopsida; Rosales; Moraceae
Product: probable carboxylesterase 18
Exons: 1
Coding region: 117-1178 (353 amino acids)
Biological process (GO): pollen tube growth
Molecular function (GO): carboxylic ester hydrolase activity
Source: RefSeq, a predicted model, not a curated record